AUGGAGAACUGGUUUUCUGUGACGGAGAUUCCUGGAGCUCAUACUCUGGAUGUGCGCAGACUUUUAAGGCAACCAUGGCCAAUCGAGGUAGAGAAGAGUUCGCGGAGAGUCGCCACAGUUUCCUGCUUCAACAGUGCUUGGACGGAACCCGACGCUCGUCCCCCGCUCCGGCCGGCCGCCCAGCACCAGCCCUCGCCACCACCUCACGGCGCCCUCCGACCGCCCCAAGGUCCCCGCUGCCGCCUCUCCUCGGCCGCCGCCAUGACGACCGUGUCCCACUCGCAGGGGCGCCAGCACUACCACCAGCACUCGGAGGCCGCCGUCAACCACCAGAUCAACCUGGAGCUAUAUGCCUCCUACGUCUACCUGUCCGUGUUGUAUUAUUUUGACCGCAGUGAUGUGGCUUUGAAGAACUCUGCCAAAUACUUUCUUCAUCAAUCUCGUGAGGAGAGGGAACAUGCUGAGAAACUGAUGAAUCAGCUGCAUAACCAACAGGGUGGCCGAAUCUUCCUUCAGGAUAUCAAGAAACCAGACCGUGAUGACUGGGAGAAUGGGCUGAAUGCAAUGGAAUGUGCGCUACGCUUGGAAAAAAGUGUGAAUCAGUCACUACUGGAACUGCACAAACUGGUCACUGACAAAAAUGACCCCAAUUUGUGUGACUUCAUUGAGACUCGUGACCUGAAUGAGCAGGUGAAAUCCAUCAAAGAACUGGGUGACCACAUAACCAAUUUGCCCAAGAUGGGGGUCCCCGAAUCGGGCAUGACAGAGUAUCUCUUUGACAAGCACACCCUGGAAUACAGUGAUAGUGAGAGCUAAGCCUUAGGCCGGCUUCCU
Lagenorhynchus albirostris (white-beaked dolphin) is the source of this 834-nucleotide messenger RNA. RefSeq names its product ferritin heavy chain-like. Lineage: Eukaryota; Metazoa; Chordata; Mammalia; Artiodactyla; Delphinidae. Gene Ontology annotation, cellular component: cytoplasm. Gene Ontology annotation, molecular function: ferrous iron binding; ferric iron binding. Gene Ontology annotation, biological process: intracellular iron ion homeostasis; iron ion transport. The record is from RefSeq and is a predicted model, not a curated record.